AUGUGCUCUGAUCUAAAUGAUUCCCAAAAGGCUGCAGUUUUAAACUGUAUCAGUUUGAGUAAGUGUCAUCACCAUAAUACUGUAAAACUAAUAUGGGGUCCUCCUGGAACUGGAAAGACCAAGACAGUCAGUAUGACACUCUUUGUCCUCUUUAGGUUGAAGUGCAGAACACUAACAUGUGCGCCGACCAAUACUGCCGUGUUAGAAGUUACGGAACGACUCUUGAGGUUGGUUAAUCAGACUCUUGAAUAUGGAAAGUAUGGACUAGCUGAUAUAAUUCUAUUUGGGAAUGUGGAGCGGAUGAAGAUCGAUAAUUAUAAUGACCUUUUUGAGGUAUUUCUUGAUAGUUGUAUUAGUAUUCUGUCCAAGUGUCUUGCCCCUUUGUCUGGUUGGAAACAUUGGUUAGAAUCCAUGAUAGGUUUCCUUGAGGAUCCAGAGCAACUCUAUUCCUUGUAUUUAAAGGAAAAGAGGGAACAGCACAAAAAGAAUGAUGAGCACGAUGAAGAAACUGAUAAUAGCAGCUCAACAAGUGAUGAUGAGAGUGAUCUUUUGACGUUUGAGGAGUAUGUGAAGAAAAAAUUUGAUUACUUUAGUGAGCAUCUGAAAACUUGUAUGGUAAACUUGUACACCCACUUGCCAACAUCUUGCAUUUCACUUGAGGUGGUGAAGGAUAUGAUUAGAGUUUCGGAUUUGCUAAAGUUGAUUAAAUCUAUAUUGCAUCGGGCCGGUGUUGCUAAUGAAAGGUUGCAAUCACUUCAAAAAGAUUGCGCACAAAUUCUUAAGUCGCUUCCUCUGCAAAAUUGCACACUGAAGGAAUGGCACCUGAUAGGAUUUUUAGUACCUGCGCAAACAGGGUUAAAAUCACCGAAAAUACUUGCAAGAAUACAAGCACCUCUGGAAAUGUUAGUGAUUGAUGAAGCAGCUCAGCUGAAAGAAUGUGAAUCAGCAAUUCCCUUACAACUACCUGGUCUUCGCCAUGCUAUUCUCAUAGGAAAUGAGAUGCAACUCCCUGCUAUGGUUAAAAGCAAGCUCUCCGAGAAUGCUGAAUUUGGAAGAAGUUUGUUCGAAGGACUUGUACUGUUAGGCCACGAGAAGCUCCUUCUUAAUGUCCAGUAUAGGAUGCAUCCAUUGAUCUGCAGGUUUCCGAAACAGGAAUUCUACAACAAUCAGAUACUAGAUGGUCCAAAUGUCAGUGAAGUAAGCUAUGAGAAGUCCUUCAUUGAGGGCAGAAUGUACGGGCCAUACUCCUUUAUAAAUGUAGCCAAUGGAAAAGAAGAAUUUGAUCGCGGGCAUAGUCUGAAAAACAUGGUUGAGGUUGCUAUUGUAUAUGAGAUAGUUUCAUGCCUUUACAAAGAAUUUACUCGAACAAAGAAGAAGGUUAGUAUUGGGGUAAUAUCACCUUACAAGGCUCAAGUUAAUGCAAUUCAAUUGAGAGUUAGAAACUACUGUGAAGUUUCUGGCACAGAUUUCUCUGUAAGUGUGCGAUCUGUUGAUGGAUUCCAAGGUGGUGAAGAGGAUGUGAUAAUUAUCUCCACUGUCAGAUGUAAUGGGAAUGGAUCUGUAGGUUUCCUCUCCAAUUGUCAGCGAGGAAAUGUGGUUCUAACUCGUGCCAGGCAUUGCCUCUGGAUAUUGGGGAAUGAAGCGACAUUGACUAACAGUAACUCAAUUUGGAAGAAUCUGAUUCUUGAUGCAAAGAAACGCGAUUGUUUCUAUAAUGCUGAUGAGGACAAUAACUUAGCUCAGGCUAUUGCAGCAGCCCUUCUAGAGCAUAACCAACUACAUACUCUGCUUGAUGCUGAUUCUAUGCUGUUCAAAAAUGCAAAAUGGAAGGUUUGGUUUGCCAACGAAUUUAGGAAUUCAAUAGCAGAAAUUAAAGACACCGAGAUUCGACAAGACGUAAUUUCUUUAAUAAAAAAGCUUUCUAAUGGUUGGCGCCAAUCUCAGAAUGAUAAAGUGAUUAUAGGCCAUGGUGGGACUUCUGCUGAAUUGCUAGAGACGUAUGAAGUCAAUGAGCUGCUGUAUCUCAUUUGGAGCGUAGAAAUUCACAAGCAGAACUCAGAUUUUGUCCAGGUUAUGAAGAUUUGGGACAUUGUCCCACUUUCUGAUAUUCCUAAACUUACAGAGCGCCUUGACAUCGUCUUUGGGAAUUACACCGUCGAUAAGAUGAUGUCAAACAAAGUAGGGCAAAUAUUCAAUUAUGCUAAGAUACACUCAUAUUGA
Prunus armeniaca (apricot) is the source of this 2220-nucleotide messenger RNA. Lineage: Eukaryota; Viridiplantae; Streptophyta; Magnoliopsida; Rosales; Rosaceae. The record is from the annotation of a GenBank genome assembly.